This is a messenger RNA of Henningerozyma blattae CBS 6284, 489 nucleotides long. RefSeq lists its product as uncharacterized. NCBI's taxonomy places the organism in Eukaryota, Fungi, Ascomycota, Saccharomycetes, Saccharomycetales, Saccharomycetaceae. The transcript has a single exon. The record is from RefSeq and is a predicted model, not a curated record. Bases 1 to 489 code for a protein of 162 amino acids.
AUGACUAACUACAAUUUACUAAAUAAAUUGAAAAAUUUAAUACCCUUUGAUAUGAGCAUUUUAACCGCCAAUAUAUCUGAUAAAGACAAUGAUUCAUUAUUUUUCACAUUGAGUUUAAUUGAAGUACUCUCAAUUAUUUUAGUUACCAGUUAUCCGGUAGAACUAUUUGAACUUUUAUUUUCUACUGUUCAAAUAGUCUCAAAUUCUUAUAAAUUUUUUAAGGAUGUAAAGUCCAAAUAUUCAAUAAAUAUCUAUAAAAGACAUAAAAGGCAAAAAAGAGUUAGGUUUAACCAAUUAAUUCUUGCAGCAAAUAAAGCCUCGGCCAAAAAAUAUAAGUAUGAUACAUAUAUGAAAUCGCCAUUAUCUACCGUUCCAUCAUUCCAAUUUACCACCAACAUGAAUCGAAUCAAACAAGUUCCAUCCAAAUCCAAAAAAUUUAAAGCAAAUAAUGGUUUAUUGUUCAGUUCUAUAAUUUUUAAUCGCUAUUAA